CCAUAUUUCUUUAUCGCUGGUGUUAAAUUUCGAAUGGGAACAUGUCGAGUUGCCCCCAAAGUCGCUAUUAAUGGUGCAUUCUCUGUUUCAAACUUUGACAUGCACUUAGCUCUACACUUCUCCACUUCUCUUUCCUUCUGUCUCUUUCGUGCCGCUCUGUUCUCACUAUCUUCUUCUUCAUUUCAUUAACUAUUGAAUUUACUGCAAAUAUUCUACAGAAAGGGAGACUUAAUUACUCUUAAAGGAAGAAACAGAUAUGGCUUGUUGUCUUUGAGCUUUUUUAUUAUUAACUAAUUAGAAGAAGAAGGAUACCCUGGCAGGUUUCAGCCAAAGGAAAAAGAUGGGUAUCUCUCAGUUUCUGUUCUUUCUCAUUCUUCUGCUGUUCACAUUCUACCUUCCACUAUCGGUUCAUGGGAACACAGAGGUUAGAGCUCUAAUGGAGCUGAAGGCUUCUUUGGACCCAACAAACAUGGUCCUCGAGUCAUGGAAAAGUGAUGGUGAUCCUUGCGGUGAUUCUUUUGUGGGUGUGGCUUGUAAUGAGCACCGUAAGGUGGCUAACAUUUCGUUACAGGGGAAGGGACUUUCUGGUAAAGUGUCGCCUGCUGUUGCCGGACUCAAGUGUCUCUCUGGUUUGUACUUGCAUUACAAUUCUUUGUCUGGAGAGAUACCUAAAGAGCUUUCAAAUCUUCGAGAAUUGACUGAUCUUUAUCUUAAUGUUAAUAAUCUGUCCGGCAGCAUUCCUCCUGAGAUUGGUAACAUGGCUGAUUUACAAGUUCUACAGUUAUGUUGCAACCAGCUGACAGGGAAUAUACCUACGGAGAUAGGGUCUUUGAAGAAAUUAAGUGUUCUUGCUUUGCAAUAUAACAGAUUAGAUGGUAAAAUUCCUGCCAGCAUAGGGAAUUUGGGAAUGUUAAGAAGACUUGACUUGAGCUAUAAUCGCCUCUCUGGUGCAAUUCCUACAACAUUAGCUGAUAUUCCACAAUUGGAAAUUCUAGAAAUCCGAAACAAUACUCUAUAUGGAAGUGUCCCUUCAGGUCUGAAGAGAUUAAACGGAGGAUUCCAAGGUGAGAACAACCCGGGUUUAUGUGGCACAGGGUUUUCAACGUUGAGAGAUUGCACUCCUUUUGAUGGUCUCAACAUCAACCAGCUUGAACCUUUCCGAUCACAUCUAAAUGGCACUGCUACAGGAGUUACCUCACAGACUUCAAAUAUCCAGGGCGAUUGCAACCACACUGAUUGCUCAAAUCCAUCGAGAUUCCCAAAGAUACCUGUUAUUGCAGGGAUUAUUACAGUCAGUUUCGUUUUCGUAGUUGCUGGAUUUCUUGCAUUUGUUCACUACCGUAGGCAGAAACAAAAGAUAGGAAAUACAUCUGAUCCUUCUGAUGGGCGCCUUAGCACUGACCAGGCUAAGGAAUUUCACAGGAAUGGAAGUGUUUCUCCACUUGUAACUCUCGAAUAUUCAUACGGAUGGGACCCAUUAGGUGAUGGUUGGAAAGGAAUUGGAUUUUCCGAGGAGCAUUUGAAUAAGUUUAGGUUCAACCUAGAAGAAGUUGAGUCUGCAACUCAGUGCUUUUCCGAGAUGAAUUUACUGGGAAGGAGCAAUUUCUCUUCUGUCUACAAAGGGAUUCUAAGAGACGGUUCUCUUGUGGCCAUCAGGAGUAUAAACGUGACUAGCUGCAAGUCCGAGGAAGCAGAGUUUGUUAAGGGCUUGUACUUAUUAACCUCCUUGCGACAUGAAAACAUUGUUCGGCUGCGAGGGUUUUGCUGCUCGAGGGGCAGAGGCGAAUGUUUUCUCAUGUAUGACUUUGCUUCUAAGGGAAACCUAUCUAAAUAUCUAGAUAUAGAAGGCGGAGGUGAACAAAUUCUUGACUGGUCGACAAGGAUUUCCAUCAUCAAUGGCAUUGCAAAAGGUAUGGAGUAUUUGCACAGAAGUGAAGCAAACAAGCAGCCCAUAGUCCACCGCAACAUAUCUGUCGAGAAAGUUUUCAUUGACCAGCAAUUCAACCCAUUGAUUGCAGACUCUGGUCUUCAUAAGAUUCUUGCUGACGACGUUGUCUACUCAACUCUGAAAGUGAGUGCAGCCAUGGGUUACCUAGCGCCAGAGUACAUUACCACUGGCCGUUUUACAGAGAAGACUGACAUAUUUGCAUUUGGAGUGAUUAUUCUCCAAAUCCUGUCUGGUAAACUUCAACUGACAAGCUCAAUGCGGUUGGGAGCGGAAUCAAGCAAGUUCGAAGAUUUUAUUGACACAAAUCUCAGAGGCGAAUUUUCUGAAUCCAUGGCAGCUAAGUUGGGGAAAAUUGCACUUAGUUGCACCCAUGAACACCCUGACGAUAGACCAAGCAUGGAGACAAUAAUUAAAGAGCUAAAUGAUUGCAACGUCAGUUCUUGAUGAGCCUUUUCCCCAAAUUGAAGAAGUGAUGAUGAUGGGAUCGAAGAGAUUGCUGAAACUGCUUUUUGUUGGUUGUUAUAGAUAUUUUCACAGGGACUAUGAUGAUUGAGGUGUGAAAAGAUGGCAGUCUAAUGUAAAGUGGAGUUGCAAAGGAAACCUUGGGAGGGGUUUCCCCCAUCAUUACUAGCAAUAAAAAAGCCCUAUGGAGAGGUGGGGAGAAAUAACUUUCUAGUCCUACAAUUUGGUACGUACACCAAUUCGUAUCUCCAUGAGCAUUUACAUUUGCAAUCGCAAUCGAGCGAGCAAAACAAGCCUCAAACCGCUGAACUGCUCCCCUAGGCAUAGCAACAAGCAUUUGAAAAGGAUAUUAUGUUGUCUGGAGAUGUGAUCGUUCAACAUUGUAGUGCCUGCAAGCUUGUUUGAAGCUCGAAUUCGCAUUUUGGAAAAUUACAUAUUAACCUCCCAAAAACAAAUUGCUUCUUUGUAAGUAGAAACAAAGCUACGCUCGUCGUCUAGACCUAUAAUAUACCAUUUGUGGUCGCUUUAAACUUGGUUUCGUUACUAGUGUAAAGUUGUUUUUCUCUUCUGACACUCAACUUUCAUUAAGGAGCUGGAAUUUCACUAUUUGUUCUGCCAAA
Theobroma cacao (cacao) is the source of this 3030-nucleotide messenger RNA. Its product is annotated as Leucine-rich repeat protein kinase family protein. The record is from RefSeq and is a predicted model, not a curated record. Gene Ontology annotation, molecular function: protein binding; ATP binding; protein kinase activity. Lineage: Eukaryota; Viridiplantae; Streptophyta; Magnoliopsida; Malvales; Malvaceae. Gene Ontology annotation, biological process: protein phosphorylation.